AUGUCUAAUAGCAAUGAUACUCAAAACAAGUUGCCUGUAAGGGCCGCAUUUGUUGUCCUUGUCCAGGAAGCAGAUAUUUAUAAAUUGCGAAACACAAUGUUAAGUAUAGAAAGGCGUUUUAAUGAAAAACAGGGGAGAGGAUACCCUUGGAUCAUUAUAGGUGAUAAAAUCUUUUCGCGUAAAUUUCGUGAAUGGACUGUAAGCUCAAGCAAGUUUCCUGUGUUUUUUGGCCAUGCCCCCGAAUUUGAAUGGCAAGAGCCAUCUUGGAUAGAUAUUAAAAAGGCUGAACGAAACAUGAAAAAGAUGGUAAAGGAGCACAAUAUCGAUAAUGGAGAAAGUAUGAGCUGGAGAAGAAUGACCAGAUAUAGUGCAGGGUUUAUUUUUAACCAUCCACUCUUAAACGACCUUGAAUAUUAUUGGAAAGUUCAAGCUGGUUCAGUCUAUGAUUGUGAUAUUCCCUAUGAUCCUUUUCAAAAAAUGAAAGCUCAAAAGAAGAAGUUAUCAUUUGCUUUGUCUUUGACAGAAAAUCAACAAAAUCUUGAAGAAUUUCAGGAAACAGUACACAAAUUUAUUGUGGAACAUAAAAAUAUUAUUCAACCUGUCAAUAGAACUAUAUAUAAAGCAUUACUUAAUUCAGAGACACGAUUUAAACAAAUAGAAGAUGGAAAUGACCUUCUAGGUGAAUAUAGUGGCCACUUUAGUAAUUGUAUGUUUUAUAAUAAUUACAUGAUAUUUUCAUUGGAUUUCUUAAGAUCCAAAGAGUACACAUUAUUCUUUGAAGAAUUGGACAAAACAGGUGGAUUCCUUUAUCACAAAUGGGGUGACUCGUUUCCACAAACAGUUGCUGCAGCGUUGUUCCUGAAACGCGAAGAGAUUUCGUUUGGAGAUAUAGAAGGGUAUUCAUAUAAAAUGGGGGCUGUUUGCCCUACAAACUUAAAUCGCUAUACGGAGCUAAAGUGUACAUGCACUCAAUCUGAUUAUAGAGGUAUUCAUAAUAGAUAG
Cokeromyces recurvatus is the source of this 1002-nucleotide messenger RNA. Its product is annotated as nucleotide-diphospho-sugar transferase. The record is from RefSeq and is a predicted model, not a curated record. Gene Ontology annotation, cellular component: Golgi apparatus; membrane. The transcript is spliced from 4 exons. Gene Ontology annotation, molecular function: alpha-1,2-mannosyltransferase activity. Bases 1 to 1002 code for a protein of 333 amino acids. Lineage: Eukaryota; Fungi; Mucoromycota; Mucoromycetes; Mucorales; Mucoraceae. Gene Ontology annotation, biological process: cell wall mannoprotein biosynthetic process; protein N-linked glycosylation.